AUGAACGAGAACCGGCUUCGCGUGCAUUUCAUUGGCGGCCCCGCUGACGGCGAUGUCCGCGUGAUCGAUCCGUGUACCACCUACCGCGUGGCUGUGCUCGAACACCAGCCCGAGGUUCAUGCCUACAACGCCAAGUGCCCGUGCUGCACCGAGCGCAUGCUGCGCCCCGUGGAGUGGAGCACCGCGACCUACUUCAUCCGCCGCGUUAGCGAGAAGUGCUGGGUCGCCGUACACGAGAGCAUGCCCUGGCCGCCGAGUGCGGACUAUGGCUCGUGCCUGAAAGGGCACAGCGAGAACUCCUACAUCAUCAUGUGGCAGUCGAUGUGUACGGGGAACUCCUGCACGCAGAUUCCGUACACCAUCCCGACCACCGACUUCGUGUGCGACGAGCACGAGUACCCGCUCGGCGACGGCCCGGAGUACCAGGCCGGAAUGAAGCGCUACGCCGCCGAGCUACAGGCGUGGUAUGAGCGCUACCCGGAGAAGCGGCCAUGA
Messenger RNA from Cylicocyclus nassatus, 495 nucleotides. The record is from the annotation of a GenBank genome assembly. Lineage: Eukaryota; Metazoa; Nematoda; Chromadorea; Rhabditida; Strongylidae.